AUGCCAGUGAAAUGUUGUUUCCACAGAUCUUCACCUGCAGAAGCAAUAGCAUGGUCUGAAAACAUGGACACACUUUUAGCCAACCAAGCUGGCUUAGAUGCUUUUAGAACAUUUCUAAAAUCAGAAUUUAGUGAAGAAAAUAUUGACUUCUGGCUUGCCUGUGAAGACUUUAAGAAAACAGAAAGUGCAGAAAAAAUUGCUUCCAAAGCGAAGAUGAUUUAUUCUGAAUUUAUUGAAGUUGAUGCUCCUAAAGAGAUUAACAUUGACUUCAGUACAAGGGACCUCAUUUCAAAGAAUAUUGCUGAACCAACUCUCAAAUGCUUUGAUGAGGCUCAGAAAAUAAUCUACUGUCUCAUGGUCAAGGACUCUUUUCCUCGAUUUCUGAAGUCAGAGAUUUAUAAGAAAUUUGUAAAUAGCCAACAGGUUGGAAAUCAUAAAAAAUGGUUCCCUUUCUUGUGA
This is a messenger RNA of Choloepus didactylus (southern two-toed sloth), 459 nucleotides long. RefSeq names its product regulator of G protein signaling 21 (gene RGS21). Bases 1 to 459 code for a protein of 152 amino acids. Lineage: Eukaryota; Metazoa; Chordata; Mammalia; Pilosa; Megalonychidae. The record is from RefSeq and is a predicted model, not a curated record. The transcript has 4 exons.